Aplosporella prunicola CBS 121167 is the source of this 540-nucleotide messenger RNA. RefSeq lists its product as uncharacterized. Gene Ontology annotation, cellular component: nucleus; cytoplasm; exon-exon junction complex. Lineage: Eukaryota; Fungi; Ascomycota; Dothideomycetes; Botryosphaeriales; Aplosporellaceae. The record is from RefSeq and is a predicted model, not a curated record. Gene Ontology annotation, biological process: RNA splicing. Gene Ontology annotation, molecular function: mRNA binding. The transcript is spliced from 2 exons. The coding region runs from base 1 to 540 and encodes 179 amino acids.
AUGGCCGACGCGGAAAUGGACAUCGACACGGCCACGCCCUCCGCCGCCGUCGAGGAGGACAAGGCCCCCGUCGCAGAGGACAGCAGCAACGUCAAGGGCGCCGAGGCGCGCACCCAGGCGGGCGCUGUCGCCGUCCGCUCGAUUGAGGGCUGGAUCGUUAUCGUCACGAAUGUCCACGAGGAGGCGAGUGAGGAGGACUUGACGGAUCUGUUUGGCGAGUUUGGCGAGAUUAAGAAUUUACAUCUUAAUCUGGAUCGGCGCACGGGUUAUGUUAAGGGCUACGUCCUAAUCGAGUUCCCGACGCUAGAGGAGGCCAAAGCGGCCAUCGACGGCGCCAACGGCAAGAAGCUGCUGGACCAGACGAUCGCGGUCGAGUAUGCGUUUGUGCGGCCGCCGCCGAAGCAGGCCGGGCAGGGCGGGAGCGGGCGGGGCGGCGGGCGCGCGGGCGCGGCGCGCGGCGCUCGCGCUCGUAGCAGGAGUCCUGGCGCCGAUCGCGAGCGCAGCAGGAGCCCGGACGUCAAGGACGUCGAGGUCGAGUGA